Cladocopium goreaui is the source of this 600-nucleotide messenger RNA. The record is from the annotation of a GenBank genome assembly. NCBI's taxonomy places the organism in Eukaryota, Dinophyceae, Suessiales, Symbiodiniaceae.
AUGGGCUUCAGCGGUUUCAUUUCCACCGAGACUGGAGCAAAUCUAGACUCGCCGCAGUCAACACUCACCUCCACUGAUGUGAGCAAAGAAGAGGAUGCCUACGCGCUGAAAGAAUCCCCCCCUGGAGAGGCAAGUUACUCUUUGCAAAGCUACAAAGAGCUGUUUCCGGGAUAUCCUUUGCCGGCACAACAGCCAGGGCAACCUGGCUUUGAAAACGAUGCUCCACCAGAAUUGACACGUGCUAUGAAAAUCAAUGAUGGUGAAACCAGUGUCCUGUGUGGAGCAUCAAUGGGCGACAAUCGGAUCAGCUGUGGGGUCCACCUGUUUGAUGAUCCCAAGAGCGGAGCCCCCUAUGUCGUCCCUCUGCCAGACACAGGUCGAUCCAUGAGAGCAGUGCCAGAGGAAGUGGGAGAUCCAGAAGAUAUGGCGCAGGAUGCAGGUCAAGUGAAUCUGGAUGAAGAUGCUCUGAAAGAGAUUGAAAGAGAUGUUGAGCAUUCCCUUGAUGCCGCGCAUUUCGAAAGCAAAGCAAAGCAAAGGUGGCUUUGGUGCCCGAAUGCAGCAAUCUUCACCAGGAUUAUGGAUGUGUUGGCUUCAAGGUGA